This is a messenger RNA of Pangasianodon hypophthalmus (striped catfish), 3008 nucleotides long. It is a transcript of the gene cyp4f3, whose product is annotated as cytochrome P450 4F3. NCBI's taxonomy places the organism in Eukaryota, Metazoa, Chordata, Actinopteri, Siluriformes, Pangasiidae. The transcript is spliced from 12 exons. The coding region runs from base 561 to 2213 and encodes 550 amino acids. The record is from RefSeq and is a predicted model, not a curated record. Gene Ontology annotation, molecular function: heme binding; iron ion binding; oxidoreductase activity, acting on paired donors, with incorporation or reduction of molecular oxygen.
AAUUUCUCUGAUGAAAACAUCGAUUACAAAACGAGGUUGUUGUAUUGAAAAAAAUUGCAGUACAUGCAUGCAAACAUCUGAAGGUAGGUCAAACAUCUGAAGGUAGGUCUGAAGGUAGGACAAAGAUCUGAAGGUCGAUAGUUUUGCUCACUUUAAAAACAAAUCAAAUGUAUCAUUUUAAUAAAGUCUAAGGAGCGUUUUGUUUCAUUUUGGCAUGACUUUUCGGGUGUACCUACACUGUCAGUGUUUACAUGCAGAUAUUCUCCAGCACGUAUGAAUUCAGUCCAAUUGCAUAUUACGAAUGUUUAGACUAUAUGCAUCCUAAACUAGACACUGGAAACAAUCUUCAUUUAUAUGCACUUUGCAUGUAAUCCGAUUCAAAGUUAUUCGCAUGGGUGGAGUAAGGUUUAGUGCCAGCUUUACCAAACAAACGUGCAUUAAAUGUUAUGCAAGUGUGAUUAUUAAACAGACAGAGUUUGUGACCGCAGUAACGUUGUUCAGCAUUUUGUAUAUAUCCGACAUUCAGGAGCAAGAACGCUCUGCUUGUUUAAAAUAACCAAAUGCAAAUAGUCUUGUAUGUGAACACUGAUGGAUGCUGUUGUCUGCUGUAUCUCAGGAUGGCUGCGGUGUUAUUUGAGGGUUUGAAGGUCCUGCUGUCUCGGCUGCUGUGCGCGCGCGCACUGUCUGGUGCGCUCGGUGUGUGUGUGCUCGCGCUCCUGGUGCUAUUCGCCGCACGCCUCGCGCAGCUGCUGUGGAAACGCAAGAGCCUCUCCUGCUUCAGCUGUCCUCCACAACGCAACUGGUUUCUGGGACACAUGGGCAUUAUUCGGUCUGAUGAAAUGGGUCUUCAGGAGGUGGAUGAGCUGAUAAGGACGUACCGUCACUCCUGUGCCUGGUUCCUCGGCCCCUUUUAUAACCUUGUGCGCUUUUUUCAUCCUGACUACAUCAAACCUUUGCUUCUUGCCUCUGCUUCCAUUACAUAUAAAGAUGAGCUGUUCUAUGGGUUUAUGAGACCUUGGCUUGGACAGGGGCUUCUGAUAAGUAACGGAAAACAGUGGUCUCGUCAGCGUCGUCUUCUCACUCCGGCCUUCCACUUUGACAUCCUGAAAAACUACAUUCAUAUCUUCAACAGCUCCACCAAUGUCAUGCAUGAGAAGUGGCGCCGCUUGCUGGCAGAAAGAAAGAAAGACUUUGACAUGUUUGAACACGUGAGCUUGAUGACUCUCGACAGCCUCCUGAAAUGCACUUUCAGCUAUGACAGCAACUGCCAAGAAAAAUCCAGUGAGUACAUCUCUGCCAUUUAUGAGCUGAGCGACUUGGUGGUGAAGAGGCAGCGCUGCCUCCCUCAUCACUGGGGCUGGCUGUAUAAGCGCACUGCAGAAGGACAGCGUUUCCAUCGGGCCUGCGAAAUCGUCCACAACUUCACCACCAGCGUCAUACAAGAACGCCGUACCCAAUUCCUCCAUCAGGGACAGACAGACAGCGCCACACAAACAGGCACGACAGGCAAGAAGAGGAGAGCAGUUGACUUUAUAGAGGUGCUGCUUCUAUCAAAGGAUGAGAAUGGAGAAGGCCUGUCAAAUGAGGAGAUUAAAGCACAAGCAGACACGUUCAUGUUUGCAGGUCAUGACACAACAGCGAGUGCAAUUUCCUGGGUUCUGUAUAAUCUGGCCAUGCACCAGGACUAUCAAGACCGCUGUCGUUCCGAGAUCAAUGCUCUUCUUGAAGGCCAUGACACUGAGGAGCUCGUCUGGGAAGACCUCAGUAACCUGCCCUUCACCACCAUGUGCAUUAAGGAAAGUAUGAGGCUUCAUCCACCUGUGAUUGCUUUAACCCGAUACUACUCUCAAGAUAUGAAUGUUCCUGGGGGACGCACCGUACCAGAGGGCGCUAUCUGUCUGAUCAGUGUUUAUGGCACCCAUCAUAAUCCAGAUGUGUGGCCUAAUCCAGAGGUGUUUGACCCCAUGCGAUUCGACCCUGACAACCAGAAACAACGCUCCCCAUAUGCUUUUAUUCCCUUUUCUGCUGGACCAAGGAACUGUAUCGGUCAGAACUUUGCCAUGGCGGAGAUCCGUGUGGUUCUGGCACUCACUCUAAGAAGAUUCAGGGUUCUUCCAGGGUCCAGAUCUCCAAGUCGUCUUUAUGUGCUCACACUGAAAGCAGAGGGGGGGCUGCUUCUAACGCUAGAACCCCUGUCACCACCUCAACGCUGAAACACACACGCACAUAGAAACAUAAAUGGCUGUAGCCUAGUAGCAUUUUACCACCUCACACACCAACAAAUAUGUGACCCUACAUUUUGUCAUUAUUUUCAUUGCUAAGUGAGCUGUACUGUAAGUGAUCACAAUGAAUUUGUUUAUGUGUAUGUAUAUAUAUAUAUAUAUAUAUAUAUAUAUAUAUAUAUAUAUAUAUAUAUAUAUAUAUAUGUAUGUAUAUGUAUGUAUGUAUGUAUGUAUGAUCACUUACAGUACAGCUCACUUAGCGAUGAAAAAAAAAUAAUUUUCCUAGCCACUGUAGUGCACAGAAUAGCAAAUGUCUUCCUACCUCUAUAGAUUAUAGAAUAGAUUAUAACAUGCAUUAUAUGGCCAUUUAGGAUUCAACCACUGUACUUUGUGAUUCCAGAAAGGUUAUUCGUAUAUAAUAUCACAUUUAGAACACAUACUUUGUUCUUUUUCUUAUAUUAGAAUAUGAAAAUUGAUGCAUUACAAUUUAAAAAAAAUACAUCAUUUAUAUUUAUAUGCAUACUGUACAUAGAUAAUUUUAUACACAGUUCUGAUACAUAAUUUUAGCAAUUGAAAAUAAAUUAUUACAUUAAGUGGUGUGUUAAUUGGAAACCCUUAAAUACCAGAUGAUAAGGGUCAUUUGCCUCCCUUCAUAUGGUUUGACAUCUUGAAUGUGGCACAUUCAUGAGUAAGGUGACCUAAAAGAGAUUGAAUGAAGGUUUAUGUCCUGCUUCCUUUACUAUUGCUUGUUGACAAAUAAAAUAAAAGUUACUUCAUUGUUUCACA